UGGGGGGGCGGGGCCGGCUGGUUAUGGUUUUUCAGCACCGCGGACAGCUCCCGUCUCCUGUCUCUGGACUGCAGGGAAGCGACGCUGAAACGCAGCUGGAUGAAAUUCAAAAAAACAAAAACCCGACUCACAUCCAUCCAUAGUUGAACCUCCAGCUCACACCGCCGACGCGCAGAGCAUCUUCUGUUUUCCACAUUUCUUCUCCUCGAUGGUUGAGUUGUCUCGUUUUCCGGCCUGACUGUGGAGUCAAACCGCGUUUAACUGCAUUGCCUCUGCGUCUUCGGUCCCGUUUCACCCUCCUUCUCCUUCCUGUUACUGGCAACCACAGUGUUGUGAAAGUGUUUUUUUUGGGGGGGGGCGGGUGGGGGGGUGGGGAGAGAAAGUGGAUUGACCUGCUCGAAGUUCCUUUUUGAUCUGUCCACUUCUGUCUGAUACGUCUAAAACCUCGCUGCUCGGUUCCCCUGAUUAUGUUGAGGUGUGGGGUUUUGCUCCAAGCCCGGGAGUGGAUGUUACUUUAGGAUGCAGGAGGAAGAUGAAGUUGAGUAGUUUCAGUGGCCGUCGGUGCAUGCUCUGAUAGGAGAUCUAGGCGACCUGCAUCUGCAACAUUGGCUGUAAUCAUCAGAUCAGAGUGGCUCAGACGCAUUCAGUUUUUUUGUGUGUGUGUGUGUGUGUGAACAACAGCCAGACAGCAAGAUGAGGUGCCUCUAUGACUUUUUAAAUUGCACCUAAGAGAGAGAAAGAGAGAGUUGGCCUCUUACCCUGUUACUGCUGCAGGAAGCUACGUUUUUCUUUCUUCAGCUGCCUAAACGAGUUGGGAUCUUGCAUCUGACAGGAGACCGGGAACUCUGGGAAAACAAAGAAAGCAGAGUGGUCUUCUCCCUCUCUACACCUCACCUGAACAUAUACAAAAGCACGAUAGAAGAUGAAGAAGAUUCGGAAGGUGUUAGACGGCUUGACCACCUCCUCUCCAGGAGGGACUAUCGGAUCCCCAUCGUGCGGCAGCGCGGCCGGGACUCCCACCGCGGCGGCAACUCCCAAGGAAAUCGACAUCCAAGAGACGCUAGUGUCGGAAAACUUUCAGCUGUGUAAGACGGUGCGUCAUGGUUUUCCUUACCAGCCUACUGCUUUGGCUUUUGACCCGGUGCAGAAGAUCCUGGCCAUUGGCUCCAGAUCAGGCGGCGUACGAAUACUGGGACGACCCGGGGUGGAUUGCUACUGUCAGCAUGAGAGUGGAGCAGCUGUUCUUCAACUGCAGUUCCUCAUCAAUGAGGGGGCGCUGGUCACCGCCUGUGCAGAUGACACGCUACAUUUGUGGAAUCUCCGUCAGAGGCGGCCGGCUGUCCUGCAUUCGCUCAAAUUCAACAGAGAGAGGAUCACGUUUUGCCACCUUCCCUUUCAGAGUAAAUGGCUAUACGUGGGGACGGAGCGCGGAAACACACACAUCGUCAACAUCGAGUCCUUCAUUUUGUCUGGAUACGUCAUCAUGUGGAACAAGGCCAUAGAACUAUCAACUAAAACUCAUCCAGGACCUGUGGUUCACUUGAGCGACAGCCCAAAGGAUGAAGGGAAGCUGCUUAUAGGGUUUGAGAGUGGGACAAUCGUACAAUGGGACCUACGGGGCAAGAAGGCUGAUUUCAGAAUGCACUACGAUGAGGCCAUACAUUCAGUCGGCUGGCAUCAUGAAGGGAAGCAGUUCAUGUGCAGUCACUCAGACGGCAGCCUGACGAUGUGGAACCUCAGAAACACCACCAGGCCAUUCCAGGUCACCUUUCCUCAUGGAAAGGUACAGAAGGAUGGGAGAAAGGAGUCUUGUAAACCAAUACUCAAAGUGGAGUACAAGACCUCGAGGAACAGCGAGCCUUUUAUCAUCUUCUCUGGCGGUCUUUCAUAUGACAAGGCGGGAAGGCGGCCCACGUUAACCAUCAUGCAUGGCAAGGCUAUCACUGUGCUGGAGAUGGACUACCCUAUUGUAGAGUUUAUGGCACUCUGUGAGACUCCUUACAACAACGAGGUCCAAGAGCCUUACGCGGUGGUGGUGCUUUUGGAGAAGGACUUGAUCGUGGUGGAUCUAACACAGAGCAACUUCCCUGUCUUUGAGAACCCUUACCCCAUGGACAUCCAUGAGUCUCCGGUUACCUGCACAGCCUAUUUUGCAGAGUGUCCGCCCGACAUUAUCCCCAUCCUCUACUCUAUAGGAGCUAAACACAAGAAGACUGGCUACAGCCAAAAGGAGUGGCCAAUCAGUGGAGGAACAUGGACGUUAGGCUCCCACACCUACCCAGAGAUUAUCAUCACCGGACAUGCUGACGGAUCAAUUAAGUUUUGGGACGCGUCUGCAAUCACACUGCAGAUGUUGUACAAGCUGAAGACCUCCAAAGUCUUUGAGAAGCUGAAACCAGGUGAAGGCCGGGCAGCCGAGUUGGUGGAGGAAGACCCCUUUGCAAUUCAAAUGGUCAGCUGGUGCCCUCAGAGUCGCAUCUUCUGUGUAGUUGGCAUCUCAGCCCACAUCAUCCUGUAUCGCUUCAGCAAAUAUGACGCCAACACUCAAAUUGUGUCACUGGAGGUGCGUCUACAGUGUGAGUCAGAAGAUGUCAUCUCUCCAUCAGAGAAUGAAAACAAUCCCUGCUUCUCAGAGCCUGGCUCCCACUCACCCCAGCCCCAUCACCAACACCCAGCGAGCCCCGGCGCUGGGACACCUGAGGGUGUCAAAGACAGCAUCCCCUGCAUUAAAGUGAAGGACCGGAUGGUUCGGGUCCCUCCUGGCUACCAGGCAGAACUGGUCAUCCAGCUGCUGUGGGUAGAUGGAGAACCUCCACAACAGAUCACCAGCCUCGACAUCAACUCUGCCUAUGGCCUUUUGGCAUUUGGGAACUGCAAUGGCCUAGCUGUGGUGGACUACUUGCAGAAAACCAUCCUGUUGUGUAUGUCGACACUGGAUCUGUAUGGAGCCGCCGACCCCUACCAGCGCCUUACCCGCUCCCCCCGCAGGAACAGACAGUCCACCUCAGAGUUUUGCAUGCGUGGCCUGUCUAACUUUUAUUCAGAUUCAAAGAAAAGGAUCCGUACAUCCUAUCAGAGCCUUACUGAACUCUCUGACAACCAGCAGUCCAUUGAUAUGGAGAGAAGCAAGUCGCCCACCUCAGUUCAUUACCCAACCUCCCUUCACAAUGACCCGCGCAUCCUGCCAGAGCCUGUGGCCAGUCUGAGAGCCAGCCACUGCAGUCCAGUGUUUUACUUACUGGACAAUGUAAAGGGACCCGGCAGAAAGUUAAGUCUGCCAACAGAUCUUAAGACUGAUCUUGAUCAUGUCAAUGGACAUUGCACUAGCCCCACCUCCCAGCUGUGCUCGGCGGGGAAGCCUCGUGUCCCGAUGGUUCCCGAGGGGCCACGGCUUACCCGCAGAGGGCCUGGCCGACCGCCCUUCCGCAAGGCCCAGUCCGCUGCUUGCAUGGAGAUCUCUUUGCCUGUGUCCCACACUGAAGUAGGUUAUGCAUCCAGGAGGGCAAUGCUUCAGCAGUUUCAUGGAGUCACUAUGUACUCCCACGACGAGCACCACACCAGCGCCCCCUACUGCUGGAGCGAGAGAGAGAGUCGUGAAAACUCCUUCAGCCGCUCACGCAGCUCCAGUGUGUCCAGCAUCGACCGGGACACUAAAGAGGCUAUCACCACACUGCAGUUCGCAGAAUCCUACGGCCGCAAGAAUGACCCCGUGCCCACCCCAUGUCUGUGGGUGGGCACCAGCUUAGGCGUGGUCCUGGUCAUCCCAAUGUCCAUUCCCACCGACCAGGAGGAGAGGAUGGAGGAACCUGUGACCAUUGGCCCCAGCGGAGCGGUCCUGAUGCUGAAGGGCUCAGUGUUGCGUUUUGGCUUCUUGGACCUCAUGGGAGCGCUCAUUCAGAGCCCCUACGAGGUUUGGCGGGACCUCAACGCCCCGGAGAACCCUGACCGACCACGGAAGCGCAAGCUGGUCAACUUUUCACCCUCAUCCUCUCAGGACACCUGCGGAGAGGGACAUCUGGCCGUGGUGUGCUCCGAGAGGCAGGCCAAAGUAUUCUUGAUGCCCUCGCAGUCUUGCCUCUUUGUCCACAACAUCACCGAGUCAUCCUUUGUACUGCGAGCCGACGUGGUAUCUGUGUGCAACAGUGUGUGCCUGGCCUGCUUCUGUGCUAAUGGACACAUCAUGACGAUUAGUCUGCCCAGUCUAAGACCGAUGAUGGACAUCAAUUACCUGCCUCUGACAGACAUGCGCAUUGCCAGAACCUUUUGCUUCACCAACGGGGGGCAGGCACUAUAUCUCAGCUCCCCGACAGAGAUCCAGAGAAUUACUUACAGCCAGGAGAUGUGUGAUAACCUGCAGGAGAUGCUGGGGGAGCUUUUUACACCAAUAGAAACACCAGAAGCCCAGAACAGAGGCUUUCUAAAGGGCUUCUUUGGAGGAAACGCCAAUACUUUCGACAGAGAGGAGCUCUUUGGUGAGGCAUCAGCUGGGAAGGCUUCUCGGAGUCUGGCCCAGCACAUCCCCGGGCAGGCGGGGAUGGAGGGCAUGAAAGUGGCUGCGAGCGGGGUAGUGGGUGAUCUGGCGAGGGCCCGCAUUGCUCUGGAUGAGAGAGGCCAAAGGCUGGGGGAGCUGGAGGAUCGAACUGCCCUGAUGAUGACCAGUGCAGAAACCUUCUCCAAGCACGCUCAUGAGCUGAUGCUGAAGUGCAAGGACAAGAAGUGGUACCAGUUCUAAUAGCAGGACAGAGGGAUGAGGCUGCCCUUGGACUGCUGGGAACUUUAUGCCGGGACGGGGACUUUCACUCUACAAAUGAGAGCAAUUAAAAGAGAGACUCAAGAGUGACUUUGUCUUUACGGCUUCUGGACUGGCUAUUGUACGGCACUGUCACAUUGUUGAAGGACGAGGACAGGCUAGUCCCUUGUCUAGACAUGUAGUGAUGAGGAGAGAAAGAGAAUGGUGGCAUUUGAAGGACUGAAGAUGGAACUGGAAAUAUCCGACAAGUCUGUGUGUGUGUGUGUGUGUGUGUGUGUGUGUGUGUGUGUGUGUGUGUGUGUGUGUGUGUGUGUGUGUGUGUGUGUGUGCAUGUGUGUGUGCGUGCGUGUGCACACGUGCUUUCUGUGUUUGUGUGUGUGUGUGUGUGUGUGUGUGUGUGUGUGUGUGUGUGUGUGUGUGCGUGUGUGUGUGUGGUUGGGUUUUCUGGACCUCACUGUGUAGAUACUCAAACGUUAAGAAACCAACAAGAAAUGCAUGAAACAAAAAUGGAUGACUAAUAAAAAUAUCCAACUGCCAUAUUAAAAAGCAGCAUGCUACUUUAACAGGAGAUACAAAAAUAAAAAGUUUUAUUUAACGAUGUAAGCCAACAACAGAGACUAUGAAAUACUUUAUAUUUUUUGAAAUAUUGACAAAAACUAUAUAUAAAAAGGGAAAUGUAUACCUGCAUUGCUAUUAAGCCAAAACUUGUGUUCCUUUCCCUUUUUUUUUUUUUUUUGGUUAAUUUAAAUUUUUUCUUAGUCUCAGCUAAUAUUACUUGCCACAAUAUAAGUACACAUAGUUAGCUUUCUCUACAAACACUUAGUAUAAUGCUAAAACUAUAUUCUAUAUUCUUACCAAUUACUCUGGGCUGCACAGUGAAAACACAAAUCAGCAGUAUUUACACUUACCUCUGCACAGUCUAAUCACACUGAUUUAAUUUCACUUUUUGGCUGCUGCUACUUACAAAAGCAUUAAAUGAUGAUGAGGAAUAUCUCACUCCCCAACUACAGUUUUAUGAAAGCAAGAGGGCAGAUUGGUGUGAAGCAGUGGCUGCAAAGGCUGAAAGAGUUAAAAGCAAAUUCUGGACACAGUGUGUUUAUAUCUUUAGUAUGAACCUAUAUACUAUUCACGUGCCAUAAAAAACAAGGUGAGUGAAUCCACUCACUGUAAACUAACUAACAAAGAGCUAAUGUGUGGUAGUCAUCAUUUGUUUCCUGUUUGAUCAGAACUGAUGAGACGUUGUACUUGGAUUUGGCCACAGAGGGCAUUUAUCAAAGUCAAAUAAGUCAUUUUUUCUUUAUAAUAUUUAUAUAUAUAUAUAUAUAUAUGAGGGUGUUUUUUUAUUUAUUUUUUGGUUGUUGCUGGUUCACCAUUUGAGUCUUUAGCUGCCUUUGUCAGAUGUACGAGUUUAGUGAGCCAUUAGAUUGUGUGUGUGUGUGUGUGUGUGUGUGAGAGAGAGAGAGAGAGAGAGAGAGAGAGAGAGAGAAAGAGAGAGAGAAAGAGUGCCACAAAUGUUAAAUAACUAAAUUAUUUCUCUUCCAAAGCAAUCAAUGAAUGACACCCUCUCAUCUCUCUCCAACUCAGUCUUAUGAAAGUUAUUUAUGCGUUUCCACCUGAGCAGUCCUCUUUUCCUGAUCACAAACAAUACGUUAAUGAUUGUCACUGUCUUUGUGAAGUACAAAGAGGAGAGUUGGAAUCACACCCAUUUAAUCGCUAUCAACAAAAGGUUCAGGACAAGUAACAGUAUUUUUUUCAGUGAUGUUCAGAUGUGAGUCAGUGAAGAAACUAUGUACAUGUGUAAAACAUUUGCAACAAUUUCAACUGAAGGCAAAUAUGUUAUUUUUUCGUUCAAUAUUGUUCUUGAUGAUUAUGAUAUCCUCUUGUCGCAGUCCUAUAUUUGAUGGUGACGGCCUCUCAACUGAAGGCUAUUGUAUGUUAAAAACAACAAAUGUUUCAUGAUACAUGGUUGUGUAUCAUAUUGUGAUUGUGUUGUACAUGUCAAUGGGUAGCCACAUGACACGGGCAAACAGAAUUAACUGAGGAGGAUAUUUUGUACCAGUGUAUUUGUCUGUAUUGAAUUGAUCUGAAAAACCAAACAGAGGAUUAUUGAUAUCCAUCUCGCACACAUCGGGCCUUUAUGCACAUGAGCAUUAACACGUAUGACGCAUUGCGCCUUGAUCAUGUUGACGUCACUCCCACAUUAAAUAUGCAUAGCAACACAUACGGUAAAAUCCUAAAAAAUACCAGAAAGGUGAAUCUAGUCAUUCUGCCUGCUUCUUGUCAGGCUGCUGAGGCAUUCCUUAUGCUUAAAUGGCCUUCCAACCCAUUUGUUUUCCCCAAACUCAAGUCAACUGAAAUCCUAAAGCAGUGCCACGUGGAUUUCAGGAAUUACACAUGGUUUGAUUCAAUGAGGUGUCUUAAACAUUAAAAAAAUACAUUUCUCUCCUAAUCUCUGUACCGUCAAUGAGAUUUGUGUACAGUGCAGUUCAUUCAAUGGCAGAGAAAACACACAAAAAAACAUAAACAAAAUAAAAUAAUAAUAAUAAUAAAAAAAAAAAAAGUCUGACUUCUACUGACAGGGUGUUUUGUUAGUAUGUUUUUGGUUUGUAUGUUUUUGGUUUUUAUAUUACUGUACAGUUCAAUCUUGGGAGAAAGGUAAAACAAAAAACGAUAAAAGAUUAAGACAUUCUUGGGAUAUUUUUCUCUGUAUAUGUUGUACCUGUUACUGCUGGUACUGUAUCUGGUAUUCUGGCUCUGUCUAAAUCACUGGAACUGUGUAGUUCUUCACACUGUAGUAUCCUGAAAAAAAGCAUUUCUCUGGUUUUCUCAAUGAUGGCAGCAAAGUUUGUCUUAUUUAAAGGAUUCUACCACUUUUUGUUCUUAUUGAUAUUAUACUAGUGUAAUAGAAAUUACUUGACAAAAAAGAACUGAAAAUAUGUUGAUGCAAAAGCAAACUGAAAUAAACAUUGAUUGAUGUA
Molecule: messenger RNA, 7728 nt
Organism: Dicentrarchus labrax (European seabass)
Lineage: Eukaryota; Metazoa; Chordata; Actinopteri; Moronidae
Gene: stxbp5l
Product: syntaxin binding protein 5L
Exons: 30
Coding region: 923-4732 (1269 amino acids)
Biological process (GO): regulation of exocytosis; regulation of protein secretion
Cellular component (GO): plasma membrane; SNARE complex; cytoplasm
Molecular function (GO): GTPase activator activity; myosin II binding; syntaxin binding
Source: RefSeq, a predicted model, not a curated record